CUCUCUCCCUUUAUCUCGAUCUGACUGUCUGACAUAAGAAUCCACCAGAAUCACUCUCUAUCAAACAUCUGUGACUUCCAGGGCCACCUCACACCACCAGACAAAACCUCUUUCUUUCUUUCUCUCUCUCUCUAACAUGAUGUUUCUGACUUCGUACUCCAAAUUACCAUCUCAUCUUUCUUCACCACCAGCUGCUCAUCUCUUUGUUGCGAAUUUUAUCUUUUCCAUCUCCUUUCUGGCUCUGUGUCCUUUCCAAGAACUGUUAUCUCCACCCACCAUUCUAGGUCGAACCAACAAAGCUACUUCUCUUAACACUUGGGGACGAUCCUUGAGGAAGAACCCCAGUUACCCACCAUGCCAAACCUGGUCGUGGAAGUCCUCGACGCGAGCGAUCUGAAGCCCAAGGACGGGCAAGGCUCCGCGAGCCCGUACGUGGAGGUGGAGCUGGACGAGCAGCGGCAGAGGACGCAGACCAAGGACAGAGACCUCAACCCCCAGUGGAACGAGAAGCUCGUCUUCAAUAUCGGCGACCCGAGGAGCCUCCACGACGAGACCAUCCAUGUCAUGGUGUACAAUGACACCAAAGGAGGUCACCACAAGCAGUUCCUCGGCCGGGUAAGGAUCUCUGGUGCUUCGGUCCCUUUGUCUGAAUCGGAGGCCUCGGUCCAAAGAUACCCGCUUGAUAAGCGCGGCCUGUUUUCGCACAUCAGUGGCGAUAUUUCGCUUAGGAUUUAUGCCGCUCGUGAUGGUUUUGGUGCUUACAUGUCGCCCCCAAAUGUUGGUCCUAACGAUAGUGUUGAAGCUGCAGAGGCACCUCUGGAAGAGGCCGAUUUUAGAGGUAACAACAAGCUUGGUAAUGACCACGUUGGUGUCGAUCAUCAUCAUCAUCAUGUCGAUUUCGAUGAGAGGAAGAAGAAGAAGAAGAAUAAGGACCCGGAAGUGAGGACUUUCCACUCCAUCGGAGCUUCGGCUCCAGCCGGCGCUCCUCCGGCGUCGAGUUUUUCCUCGGGUCCCGGGGUCGAAGCCCAUUUCAUGAAGGAGAAGGCGCCGAGCGUCGAGACCAGGACUGAUUUCGCCCGAGCGGGCCCGGCUUCCCUCAUGCAAAUGCGGAUGCCAGGCCAGAACCCGGAAUUUGCCUUGCAGGAGACUCGGCCGCCGGUGGCGGCACACUUGCGUUACCGGGGAGGGGAUAAGACCACCACUACUUAUGAUCUCGUCGAGCAGAUGCGUUAUCUGUACGUGAAUGUGGUCAAGGCCAGAGAUCUUCCUCCAAAGGAUGUUACCGGGAGCCUCGAUCCCUAUGUGGAAGUGAAGGUUGGGAACUACAGAGGAAUCACAAAACACUUGGAGAAGAACCAGAACCCCGUGUGGCGUCAGAUAUUCGCGUUCGCCAAGGAGCGGUUGCAGUCGAAUUUCCUCGAGGUGAUCGUGAUGGACAAGGAUCUUGUUUUGAAGGACGAUUUCGUGGGGAGGGUCGUCCUCGACAUUUCGGAGGUGCCUACUCGAGUUCCUCCGGACAGCCCUCUGGCCCCGCAGUGGUAUAAGUUGGAGAACAAGAAAGGAGAGAGAUUCAGAGGAGAGAUCAUGCUCGCCGUGUGGAUCGGGACACAAGCCGACGAGUCAUUCCCUGAGGCCUGGCAUUCCGAUGCGCACAACAUUAGCCACGCGAACUUGCAAAAUACUCGAUCCAAGGUCUAUUUCUCGCCGAAGCUCUAUUACCUUCGGGUUCUUGUCAUGGAAGCUCAGGAUCUUAUUCCCACCGAGGGCGGUCGACCGGUCGACACAUACGUCAAGGUUCAGGUAGGGAACCAGGGAAGGGUAACUAGACCUUCCCAGGUGAAGACUGUGAAUCCCGUGUGGCACGAUGAGCUAAUGUUUGUGGUGUCCGAGCCGUUUGAGGAUCUCAUAAUCGUGUCGGUCGACGAACGGGUAGGUCCCGGAAGGGACGAGCCCUUAGGGAGGUUGUUGAUUCCAGUUAGGAACAUUCGGCAAAGAGGCGAUACCGCCAAGCUGCCUGAUCCUCAGUGGUUUAACCUCCACAAGCCAACUAUUAUCGAAGAGGGAGAGAAGAAGAAGGAACCAAAAUUCUCUAGCAAGAUUUGCAUCCGGUUCUGCCUGGAAGUUGGGUAUCAUGUUCUCGACGAGUCCACACAUUUCAGCAGCGAUCUUCAGCCAUCGUCGAAGAUCUUAAGGAAGCAGAGCAUUGGGAUUCUUGAGCUCGGGAUCCUGAGCGCUCGAAACUUACUUCCUAUGAAGGGGCACAGGACUACCGACGCCUAUUGCGUAGCCAAGUACGGGAACAAAUGGGUCAGGACCAGGACUCUCCUAGACACCCUGGCUCCGCAGUGGAACGAGCAGUACACUUGGGAAGUUUACGACUUGUGCACCGUGAUCACGAUCGGAGUUUUCGACAACUGCCACAUCAACGGAAAAGACGAGGCUAGAGAUCAGAGAAUCGGGAAAGUGAGAGUUCGUCUCUCGACUUUAGAAGCCGAUCGAGUGUACACUCACUACUAUCCCCUCCUCGUCCUGCAACCCAACGGCUUGAAGAAGCACGGGGAGCUCCAUUUGGCUCUACGGUUUACUUGCACGGCGUGGGUGAACAUGGUGGCUCAAUACAGCAGGCCUUUGCUUCCGAAAAUGCACUACAUCCAACCCAUACCUGUUCGGUACAUCGAUUGGCUCCGGCACCAAGCCACGCAGAUCGUGGCGGCGCGCCUGGCCCGGGCCGAGCCACCACUUAGGCGUGAAGUUGUGGAAUACAUGUUAGAUGUGGAUGCCCACAUGUUCAGCUUGAGGAGGAGCAAAGCCAAUUUCAACCGGCUCAUGUACCUUUUUUCGAGCAUCACCGCCCUUUGCAGAUGGUUCGACAGCAUUUGCCACUGGAGGAACCCCGUGACCACCUGUCUCGUUCACAUACUGUUUUUUAUACUCGUUUGCUACCCGGAGUUGAUCUUGCCGACGAUUUUCCUGUACUUCUUCGCAGUCGGGAUUUGGAAUUACCGAUUCAGGGCGAGGCACCCACCACAUAUGGAUGCCCGGCUGUCGCAAGCGGAUGCAGUCCAUGUGGACGAGCUAGACGAGGAAUUCGACACAUUUCCCACAAGCAGGCAUCCGGAUAUUGUGAGGAUGAGGUACGAUAGGCUGCGGAGCAUUGCAGGCAAGGUCCAGACCGUGAUGGGGGAUUUAGCCUCGCAAGGCGAACGAGCACAAGCAAUAUUGAGUUGGCGGGACCCGAGGGCGACCACGAUCUUCAUCAUCUUCGCAUUGAUAUGGGCAGUCAUCAUUUAUAUCACUCCGCUCCAGGUUAUUGCCGUGCUGGUCGGGCUGUACCUGCUGAGGCAUCCGCGGUUCCGGGGCAAGCUGCCUCCUGUGCCGGUCAAUUUCUUCAAGAGAUUGCCGGCCAAGUCAGACAUGCUACUGUAAGGUAGAGUUCAUAUAUAUACGAAUUAACUUCAGAUGCGUCCUGUCCUAUUGAUUCAAUAUAUAUAUAGGACAGUGGUUCACCAAUAAACCUGAAGGAUUGUGGUACGUCAGAGUAAUAAAAUGCCAGCAACUUGCUGUUUCAAGUAGUGAUUGCUGCAGAAAAUUGUACUCUGUGGUAUCUAUCGUAUAGUUUUUCUUUGGAAGAUAAGAGAUAUUGAACGAAUUAGGCGACACAUAUUCAUUUCCUGA
This is a messenger RNA of Rhodamnia argentea, 3675 nucleotides long. RefSeq names its product FT-interacting protein 7-like. Lineage: Eukaryota; Viridiplantae; Streptophyta; Magnoliopsida; Myrtales; Myrtaceae. The record is from RefSeq and is a predicted model, not a curated record. The transcript has a single exon. The coding region runs from base 355 to 3426 and encodes 1023 amino acids.